AGACUUUACGUUGUGUAGAUUCACGCUUCAUGUCCUAUAGGCUCAGGAGCUCAGAUUUACUUCUUGUUCUUAGAGUCAGAGUUGUAGAAUAGAAUUUCAGGAUAUUAAAAAUGAAGACUCCGUUGACACUUUUAACAGACCAGUGCUUGGCAUGCAAAGAAUGAAGUGAUUUUCAGUGAUGUUUUGUGAUUUCUCUUACAAAUUGGAGUAGUCAUAAAACUGCUCUCGUGUCUAUUUUCAUUGUUCUUCUGUAAGAAAGUGGGACGCCUACUUUGCAAGUUUGUCAGCUAGUGAUGGUCAUGUUUAGAUUCAGUUUCCUUGGUGAUUUUCAGUAAAACGAAGCGAGAUACCUAGAAUUCAAAAAUUAAGGUUUGUCGAGAUUCUUUGAGCAAAGUGCUGUGCCAAGUUCAAAUAAGCAUUUUUGUCACUGGUAUUUUUUAUUUUAUUCCCUUAAAUAUAUGAGUGUUUUGUUUGCAUGUAUGGCAAUGCACCAGCUGUGACAGUCCAUAGAGUCCAGGAGAGGGCAUGAAUUCCCUGGAACUGGAGUUAAAAAUGGUGAGCCACCAUGUUGGCACUGAGAAUCAGCCCUGGGUCUUGAAGCUACUGCUCUUGACUGCUGACCCAUCUCUCCACCCUAGAGUACUUCUCAAUUAUGAAUGCAGACACUUGUGAGUGGAUUUGUACUUUAUAAAUGUAUGUUUUGUGAGCAGCUGGGUGCACUAACAGAGAACUUGUGAUUCUAUAGCUACCCAGACUCUAACCCAGUGGUUCCAAGCAUGUGGCUGGUGGCCCCCUCCUAGGUCACAGGGGUCAUCUCGGACCAUCAGAACACACAGGUUCUUACAUGAUGGUUCAUAACAGUAACAGGAUUACAGUUCUGAAGUAGCAAAGAAACGACCUUUGGUUGGGGUCACCACAGCCCAAUAUGAGGGACUGUGUUGAAGGGUCACAGCAUUAGGAAGGUGGGGAACCAUUGCUUUAGGACAGCUGGUUCUCCUCAUGUCCCCCUCCCCUCUGUAAUUCAUUUUAAGUUAACAAAGUAACAGUUUUCCUCGUGGGAUCCUCAUGGGCAUGUGGACUAAUAGUGUGUUCUCAUCCAUUCUGCUUGCUGGUGGAGCCUGUAGUUUUCUAAGACAGGGUCUCAGUAUGUAUCUCUGCCUGGCCCAGAACUCGCCAUGUAGGCCACACUGACCUCAAACUCACAGGGGUCUGCCUCCCCAAAGCUGGAAGCAAAGGCAUACACCAUCAUACUCGGCAAGAACUUAACUCAGCAUCUUUCAUGGAUAAAGCAACCAGAAAUCUCUGUGGCUGAUUUGUUUCUGUUUCAUUGACUUAAGACUGGACAGAGGCGACAUGUCAGAAGAGACAGUCAGCAGAUCCCAGUUCUCCUUGAAGACAUAUGCAGUGAGAGUGUUUGCUCUGCCUGGGUCCUGGUAUUAUUCUCUCUCCCAGGUGAAGAUCAGAAUCAGAUUUUCACCAGUAGUUAAGAAGUUGUUCGUGGUGACUGCAGUGAGUGCUGUGUCUGUGCUUUUUCUGGCCCAUCACUUUAAAAGAAGACGGGGAAAACAGAAGGGGAAAGCGCUGCCCUGGGACCCCGAGCACCUCCUCCUUGAGCACACGAGGAGAGCCGCAUCCGACAAAGGCUCGAGUUGUUCCAGUAGUAGACAGAAUUUGACCUUGUCAUUAAGUUCCACCAAAGACAUAGGAUGUCAGUGCUGCAAGUACCCAAAUGGAGGACUUCUCAACUACCCGAAUGGAGGACUUCUCAGCAGAUGCUCGGGUUCCGCUCAGAGCUUGGGCUCCGUCCAGAGUGUUAACUCCUGUCACAGUUGUGCUUGUGGAAAUUCUAAUUCCUGGGACAAAGCAGAUGAUGAUGACAUCAGACUUGUUAACAUUCCUGUGACCACACCUGAGAACUUGUACCUGAUGGGUAUGGAAUUAUUUGAAGAGGCGUUACGCCGAUGGGAACAAGCACUGACUUUUCGAAGUAGACAGGCUGAAGAUGAAGCCUGCAGCUCUGUUAAACUGGGAGCCGGAGAUGCCAUUGCAGAAGAAAGUGUGGACGAUAUCAUUAGUACAGAAUUCAUCCAUAAACUUGAAGCUUUGUUGCAAAGAGCAUAUCGUCUCCAAGAGGAGUUUGAAGCUACCCUUGGGGGAUCAGACCCUAAUUCCCUUACAAAUGAUACUGAUAAAGACACAGAUAUGAGCGUGAGGGAGACUGUGGAUGAGUUUGGCCUGCCAGACACCAUGAACAUUGACUCAGCAGAUCUCUUUGCUUCAGCAACAGAGCUUUCAGAGCACAGAGAAACACAGCACACCUACAGCCUGGAGUCUUUUUGUCGCUGCCCUUUCUACGAAGAAGCUAUGCAUUUAGUUGAAGAAGGAAAAAUCUACUCCAGGGUGCUGAGAACGGACAUGCUGGAGUGCCUGGGAGACAGUGACUUCCUUGCCAAGCUUCACUGUAUCCGGCAGGCUUUUCAGCUGAUCCUCGCAGAAGCAGACAACAGGUCAUUCCUUGCUGAAAGUGGAAGGAAAAUCUUGUCAGCUUUAAUUGUGAAAGCCCGAAAGAAUCCAAAGAAAUUUCAAGAUGUUUUUGAUGAAAUGAUCUAUUUUUUAGAGCAGACUGAUCACUGGGAUAGCACUGAGAUGGAACUCGCUGCCAGAGGGGUGAAAAAUUUAAAUUUUUAUGAUGUGGUUCUGGAUUUUAUAUUAAUGGAUUCCUUUGAAGAUUUAGAAAACCCACCGACAUCCAUUCAGAGUGUAGUGAACAAUCGCUGGCUCAACUCUUCCUUCAAAGAAACCGCUGUGGCUUCAAGUUGUUGGUCAGUGCUGAAACAGAAAAGGCAGCAGAUGAAGAUCUCAGAUGGAUUUUUUGCCCAUUUUUAUGCCAUUUGUGAGCAUAUAAGCCCUGUCUUAGCCUGGGGCUUCUUGGGUCCUAGAAAUUCUCUCUAUGACUUAUGUUGCUUCUUUAAGAAUCAAGUUCUUUUCUUUCUCAAAGACAUCUUUGACUUUGAGAAGGUGCGCUAUUCAAGCAUCGACACGCUGGCAGAGGACCUCACGCACUUACUCAUCCGCCGCACAGAGCUGCUGGUCACCUGUCUUGGUGCAGAUGCCCUGAGGCAUGCCACUACGUGUACCAGUGGACACUCCCACACCGUGCCCACUGCGCUAUUAGAAGCCAAAGUACAAUAAGUACCAGAAGUAGUUCAGGAAUGCUGUCUGACUGUGUGUGUGCCUCAGAAACCACAGGAUUGAUAACGUGGCCUCAGGGAGAAGGGGAGUCUCAAGGAUGGGUGAUUGUCCUGCAUGAUGCAGGAGGUUUGUAUUGAAGCCAUGCAGUGGAUGUCCUGCAUGAUGCAGGAGGUUUGUAUUGAAGCCAUGCAAUGGAUCCAGAGUGACUUUUUAGUAAUCUUUAGGUAAUAAUUUAAGUUGUGAAAUGUUGCAUAUUGUUGUGACUGUUGCUUGCAUUGAAGCCAAUGCUAUAGGAGUUGAUUGUCUUCACACAAUCUGCACUGUCCAGUAUCGUCUUCAAAACGCGUCUUGAUGCUUUGCUUCUUGAAAAUACUCUAGCCCAAGGUGAUGUAUCUGUGUAAUAAUCUAUGACUUCUAGUGUCAACAUAUUUAACUUUGGCUGAAAUGUAUUCUUAACCAUAGUUAUUUCUUCAUUUAAUAGAGUUUAGACAAUUAGAGGUGUUUACCUGUGUUUCGGUUACCUAUGGCUUAUAUAUUUGCUAAUGUAUUUGAAUCACAAAGGACUGGUGUGCCUAACUAAAAGGACCCGGAUGAAGUGAAUGGUUUACAGUGCACACUUUGUGGAGGAUGGCCUGCAAUGCCAGAGUAUAUAUUACUAUUGUCCUGUAAGCUAUAAUGCACUGAGUAUUUUUAUCUCAUUUUCCCUCAGAUGAAUAUUAAGUUUGAAAAUAUAAUUUAUUUACCAAAAAAAGAAUUAAAAAUUUAUUCUCUUUUAAAUGUAACUUUGAGACUGACUUAAAGUAUUAAACUUUAGAAUAAGA
Mastomys coucha (southern multimammate mouse) is the source of this 4013-nucleotide messenger RNA. RefSeq names its product mitoguardin 1 (gene Miga1). Lineage: Eukaryota; Metazoa; Chordata; Mammalia; Rodentia; Muridae. The record is from RefSeq and is a predicted model, not a curated record. The transcript is spliced from 16 exons. The coding region runs from base 1354 to 3192 and encodes 612 amino acids. Gene Ontology annotation, biological process: mitochondrial fusion.